AUGGUUCAAAACACAGCAUCAUUCGAUCACGCCUCUAAGAUUGAACAAUCCAAUGGCGAAAAUUCCACACAUCUUGAGAGGCUGCAAACUGAUGGCGGGCAUACGGACGACCGAACGCAGCCCUCUCUUCCUAUUGUCCAUCGACGAUUUGCAAAUCCUUCUCCGUUAGGAUUGCUUUCUUUUGCCACCGGUUUGCUUCUUAUAUUCGUCACAGUGGAGAUGUCACUCACAGAUUCAGGCAUAUUCUUAAUCUCCAUAUUCGGAGUUAAUGUUCGCGGGGUAGCGACUCCUAAUGUAUUAAUUGGCGUCCUGGUAUUCUUCGGUGGAGUAUGCCAAUUCAUCGCGGGUAUCAUGGAAUUUUUUAGCGGCAACACUUUCGGAGCAACGGUGUUCCCCAGUUAUGGCGCAUUCAAUCUCUCUUAUGCCAUGAUAUAUCUACCGGGAUCCGGAAUCAUGACAGCAUAUACCGAUCCAGAGACUAGCCAACUCAAUGAUCAAUUUCCAACUGCCCUGGCUAUGUACCUAUGGGCGUGGUUUAUCCUAACUGUAAUCUUCACCGUGGCUGCCAUGCGCUCUUCUUGGAUUCUGUUCCUGGAUUUGGUUUUCCUAGAUCUUGUUUUGAUCUUGCUCGCGUGCGGCUACAUGUUAGAUAUGAGGAGUUUAGAGACCGCCGGAAGCGCAUUGGGUUUUGUAGUUGCUUUCUUGAGCUAUUGGGCUGGGACAGCUGGACUUUUUGCAAAUGGUAUCACCCCCAUCAACAUCCCCGUAUUUCCAAUGUACAACGGUAUCUGA
Messenger RNA from Botrytis deweyae, 792 nucleotides. RefSeq lists its product as uncharacterized. Gene Ontology annotation, cellular component: plasma membrane. Bases 1 to 792 code for a protein of 263 amino acids. The record is from RefSeq and is a predicted model, not a curated record. Lineage: Eukaryota; Fungi; Ascomycota; Leotiomycetes; Helotiales; Sclerotiniaceae. The transcript is spliced from 3 exons. Gene Ontology annotation, molecular function: acetate transmembrane transporter activity.